Penicillium canescens is the source of this 480-nucleotide messenger RNA. Its product is annotated as CybS family protein. Gene Ontology annotation, biological process: mitochondrial electron transport, succinate to ubiquinone; tricarboxylic acid cycle. The transcript is spliced from 5 exons. Gene Ontology annotation, cellular component: membrane; mitochondrial envelope. Lineage: Eukaryota; Fungi; Ascomycota; Eurotiomycetes; Eurotiales; Aspergillaceae. The record is from RefSeq and is a predicted model, not a curated record. Bases 1 to 480 code for a protein of 159 amino acids. Gene Ontology annotation, molecular function: ubiquinone binding; heme binding.
AUGGCUUCUUUUGCGCGCUCGUCCCUGCUGAGGCAGACUCUCGCUCCCCGGCCCUUCCUCCAGAAGAAUGUCGGUGUGUCGCAGGUCGUGGCUUUCCACGCCUCGGCUAAGAAGCAGAUCCUGCCCCCAUUGCCUCAGUCCGUUGAAGGAACCCUGAACGACCCUGCUCCCAUCCCCGAGACUCACCCCUCCGAGGGCAGCUACCACUGGACUUUCGAGAGAGCCGUCUGUGUCGGCCUCGUCCCUCUCACCAUCGCUCCCUUCGCCGCCGGCUCCCUCAACCCCGUCAUGGACGCCAUCCUGUGCUCUCUGAUUGGCUGCCAUCGUCGACUACUUCCCCCCAAGCGCGUCCCGAAGUUCCGCACCACCUGCAACUGGCUCCUGCGCGCCUUCACCCUCACCACCGCCGUCGGUCUGUAUGAGUUUGAGACAAACGACGUUGGUGUCACCGAGGCUCUUCGUCGCAUCUGGACUGCAUAG